AUGUUGAAAGCCCGACUACGUGGAUUCGGAAAGACAGUGUUUUAUACGCCGGAUCAGGUACACGUAACCAAGAACGCAGCUCACACUAAUAAUUACAGAAGAACUCAUCUAUGGUGUGAAAAACGAAGGUCUGCUUACUGGUUGCAAAAGGAAUUACCGACUUUCCAGACGCUAACGAUCGACUUACCGGUUGUAUCGACAUCUGGUGGGUGGUUAUGGAUGGUGGCAUUCUAA
Messenger RNA from Cooperia oncophora, 234 nucleotides. NCBI's taxonomy places the organism in Eukaryota, Metazoa, Nematoda, Chromadorea, Rhabditida, Trichostrongylidae. The record is from the annotation of a GenBank genome assembly.